CAUCCUAUUACCAGCACAAUCCACCAGCCACUCUUUGUCUGUGGUUAGGAGAGAAGGCAGAGAGUCAAGGGUUUGCCUGAGAAAAGCUGAAUUUUCAGAAGAAGGGUACGCAAACCCUCAGAAAGAACGGUGGAAAAAGGCCUGGAUGCUUGCCACCGUAAUUGUUUCUGUUAUAAACUCUUGAAUUAUAUUCUAUUUCUGACACUUCUAGACCAGAGCUAUCUUAAGCUGCAUGAAGAGCCACCGUUUCUUUCUGGAAAGGUCUUAAGUCACUAGUAUAGACAAUGCAGAGCACCUGGAUCCUGCUGCUUGCCUCUCUGGGCUUCUCUACCCUGGCUGGUGCUGAGAAAGGCCUCGAGUUCCCACGUUAUGAUGGCAAAGAUCGUGUCCUGGACAUAAAUGAGAAGAACUACCGCAAAGCCCUGAAGAAAUACGACAUGCUGUGCCUGUUCUACCACGCUCCUCUGCCAACUGCAAAAGAACUGCAGAAACAGUUACAAAUGACUGAAUUAGUGCUAGAGUUAGCUGCUCAAGUCUUGGAGGAAAAGGAUAUUGGCUUCGGAAUGGUUGACUCCCAAAAAGAUGCUAAGGUUGCCAAGAAACUAGGUCUGCAUGAGGAAGGCAGUGUCUAUGUCUUUAAGGAUGACCGUGUGAUUGAAUUUGAUGGCCUGCUCGCUGCAGACACUCUUGUGGAAUUCCUUUUGGAUCUGUUGGAAGAUCCGGUUGAGAUCAUUGACAAUGCUUUGGAGCUACAAGCUUUUGACCGUAUGGAAGAAGACAUCAAGCUCAUUGGUUUCUUUAAGAGUCAUGACUCUGAGCAUUAUCUUGCUUUCCAAGAGGCAGCUGAACAGUUUCAGCCUUUUAUCAAAUUUUUUGCCACCUUUGAGAAAUCAGUUGCGAAAGAGCUGACUCUGAAGAUGAAUGAGGUAGACUUCUAUGAGCCCUUCAUGGAGGAACCGAUCACCGUUCCAAACAAACCACACUCAGAAGAAGAGUUGGUGGCCUUCAUAUCCGAACACAGGAGACCAACUCUGAGAAAGCUCAGGGCAGAAGAUAUGUUUGAGACCUGGGAGGAUGAUUUGAACGGAAUUCACAUUGUAGCCUUUGCAGAAGAGGAGGACCCAGAUGGUUUUGAAUUCUUGGAGAUAUUAAAGGAGGUGGCCAGAGACAACACACACAAUCCAGACCUGAGUAUUGUGUGGAUUGACCCAGACAACUUCCCACUGCUCAUUCCUUACUGGGAGAAGACCUUCAAGGUUGACCUCUUCAGGCCACAGAUCGGUGUAGUUAAUGUUACAGAUGCGGACAGUGUCUGGUUGGAGAUAUCUGAUGAUGAUGACCUGCCAUCGUCUGAAGAGCUGGAAAACUGGAUAGAAGAUGUGCUCUCUGGAACAGUGAAUACAGAGGAUGAUGAUGAUGAUGAUGAUGAUGACGACGACGAUGAUGAAGACGAUGACGAUGAUGACAAUGAUGAUGACGAUGAUGAUGAUGACGAUGAUGAAGAUGAUGACGAUGAUGACGAUGAUGAUGAAUGAUUCAUAUACUGUGAACCUCAACGAAUCUGCUAAAAAUAACUUUUUUUCAGCUAAAUCAUUUUGUACAUUUUGCGCACUGCAUAAAUUGAAAUCAUACAAGUCAAAGAAUUCUAUUAUUUAUCUAGGCGAAAAUAAUUUAUUUUCAUCACCUCCAAACUGGAAAUAUACUUGAUAAAGGGAUUCAAAUGAAAUUCUGCAGUGCAAGUUUGUCACUGCAUCAGUAUUUACUCUCCUGUACAGUUUCUAUGUAAUCAAUCACACAAGGCAAUAAAACUUUAUAACAGG
This is a messenger RNA of Puntigrus tetrazona (Sumatra barb), 1820 nucleotides long. RefSeq names its product calsequestrin 2 (gene casq2). The record is from RefSeq and is a predicted model, not a curated record. Gene Ontology annotation, cellular component: sarcoplasmic reticulum lumen. Gene Ontology annotation, biological process: regulation of cardiac muscle contraction by regulation of the release of sequestered calcium ion. Bases 285 to 1535 code for a protein of 416 amino acids. Lineage: Eukaryota; Metazoa; Chordata; Actinopteri; Cypriniformes; Cyprinidae. Gene Ontology annotation, molecular function: calcium ion binding. The transcript is spliced from 11 exons.